CUUACCGUACGGUACAGAAGACUGAAAAACUAGUAGCAAAUUAUUUUCCAUGACCGCAAGCUGCUGAACUGUCCGCUGAAAGGUACGUACGAGUUUUACCGUAAGGUUGCCAGUUCGCUAUGACUUGGUUGUAUUUUUAGGCAAGAGUACGCGUCGUGUACGUAGUGAAAGUACUAAUACCAAACUAAAAUUGAACGUGUCAACUCCGUUUAUUUCUCUUCCUUUUCUUUUUCCGUACAGUCGGUCAGACAGAUCCGUCAGAAAACAUCAAAACUCUUUUUUUCCUUUUUUCUCAAUCGAAGACAAAGCAAGAAUUACAUCUCAAACAUAGAUCAUACGAGCAUCGUGUGUUCCAACCACGGCAGAGAUGAUUCGACUUCGGACCAUUAUCUUCGCAGAAUUUUGGCUACUAGCGGCUACCAUUACACUUGCUAUCGCGGAACAGGGAACCCCGACUUUGGCUUUCGUUGUUCGAGGUGCUACUGGCGGUUGCUCUCUACACGAAGUGUUUUCUCUCGCGGGGGAUGRCAGUGAUGGCUUUGGCAUCUUGRCACCGCUUGAUCCUCCGAUAGAACGGUUCCACUCAGUAAAAGGGGUUCGCUGUCGAGAAGUUGCCAACGAGCUCCCUCUUGUGGGUAGAGUCGUGGUCUUGGAGGCAACUGCAGAUGCCCAAGAAGAGCUCGUCGAUGAGUGCCUAGAACUCGAAGAAGAAAAGACUGAAAACAAGCCAACACGCAUAGCAGAAGGUGAUCCUUACGGGUACGAGUGCAUGGCAGAAAAACUUCGAAGUUCCAACUAUAUUGCUAUUAAUUCGGGACAAUGAUUCUCACAUGAGUGUUCUCUUUUUUCCCAAUUAUUUUUGAUCUCAAAUUAUUUUUAAAAUCAAAAACAUACCAUAUAACAUCUAUGAUAUUUGUUUAAAGUGCUGUGUUGUGGCCAGCCGCGUGGGCGGUUUCGAAUUAUAUAUUGUCGGAAUCAACUUUGCGAAAUAAUCUUCCUUCCUUAUCCAUACUUGAAUUGGGUACGGGAACUGGUCUGGUAUCGAUUUCCAUCGCCAUGGGUGGAGCUAAACGAGUCGUUGCUACUGACUAUGAACCACUGGCCCUGGCACUGACUCGAUACGCCGCUGAUACGAUCAACARCAGCAACUCAAAAAUUAUUGAAACGGAGUUGCUAGAUAUGUGCGCUCUGGAACAAAAAUUGCCGAUAUCUCUUCCGGAAGGAAAUACCAGCAAAAUCGAUAUCGUGGUUGCUGCAGAUAUAAUGUAUGAACCAAAGACAGGAAUCGCUAUGGCGCACCGAGCGGUGGAAGCCUUGCGCCAGAAUUGUAGGGUGAUCAUAGGGGACAGUCCCGGUCGGGUACGUCAAAGUGGUGUCYGUKUUUUAAAUUUAUUUCCUAACCACAGUUGUGGUAGCAGGGAGCGAAGCUAUGAGGACACUUCAUGUCUUUKCGAGCAAUACAAAAUGUGUUCGUGUCUGUUUGUUUUGUCUGACUUUUUGCGAUUACUUGUUUCGCGCUUUUAAUUCCGCUUCCCUCUGUGCUAGCCUGGACGACCCGCGUUUUUGAAAACCUUGCGGGARCUUGGUGUGGACGAGGSGAUCGACUUUCGAGAGACAAUAGGAAAAACUUGCUCCGGGCCGAGACACGAUCUCAUAUGUGGAAAAGGAUCCACKUCUGUAUCUGAACAAGCGCAAGAGUUGUCCGUCGCUCUCCUGGACUUACAGCCUAAUAUGCUAAAGGACUAAGAUCGGCUAGCAUUGGGUGGUGUGCAUCGCAAAGCAGAAUUCUUUUCUGGUGUUGAUUGGAGUAUUAUUGGGAUUUUUAAAAAUYAAUGCCUGAAUUCAAUAUCAAAUCACAAUAUUUAYACACUUUAUAACUCUAUAAUGUUCMUUCGCUGAGUGCCCAUCAGACGAUUUGUUGUGAUGCCGUCGUUUUGUUUCCACUUCAUUUUGCCCWCAUCUUUCAUACUCGUUGCUUUGAAAUUUGGCUUGAGCCAUACAAAUUGCAAGCAGAGAAUUGAUUAAUUUCAAUUUUCACGUUGCCUCUUAAAAGGGUUUUGAAGCGGUCAUGAAUUUGUUUUCUACUGCUGGUCGUUUGCUGCAACAKCUUUUGCGUUGCUCAUUGAUGUUUGGUGGGGAAGUUCCGAUCCAMGAUCCUCAUUUUCGUCGCUGUCGCCAUCAAAAGCAGGACCGCAAAUUAAUUCCUUUGUCAAGCUGCCUUCCGCCCAUUGGAUUCCAAGAGCGUGUUUUGCUACAAAGGCUCCCCGCCGCUCCAAUUGACCAACGAUGCGUUUCGCUUGUUCGAUGUCUCCAUCAAUCUGAUUUUUCCCGACAUUUUUYGUCACCUUCUUCACUAGUUUCGUUCCGUUGCUCACGAGCGUGAUGUUUCCCAUUGUUUGCAGAACAUUGUCGUACGUGUCGGCGGUAUCCCUUGCCACGUCCCCGGCGAUACUUCCGUAUUUAUGGCCAACAAUGUCGGCCGUCACUCCAACGGUUUUCGAACUCACGCUCUUGCUGGUUUCUAGAACGGCGUCUGCAACAAGGGCAACCGCUCCGACGCUUGCCAUUCCAACCUUUCCAGUUGCUCGGAUGAUCUCACGGCUUUCGGGUGAGAUAUGAUCCGUCAUGGUGUUGGUGGUUUCGUCGAAUUUGUUUCCGAUUUSGCACAAGCYAGACAAAGUUCUAUCGAGAGUGGAUUGAGCGACGAGUGUGCUGCCUUGUCGUGCGUACUCGGAUGCCCGUUUCGCCGAACCCGAGAACGCACGGAGCACUACAGCAUCACCAUAGCACGUUAUUUCUUUCCCCGCCUUCCUCGGACUCUGAUUAUUUUGACGUUCGCRUUGUUCGACGUCGCGUUCGCCAUCCAUCCAAACUCUCAUAUUGUUUCCCACACUAUGGAUUUGCUCUUCAAUAGCCUUGUUCGACUUUUUGAUCCCUAUUUCCACUAUUUUGGCCCCUGCAGCAAUGAGAAUCGCAGUGGUGUUUCCUUUGUCYGUUACAGAUCGAAUUCGUUCCCUUUCUAGAUCCAGAUCUCUCAAACAUCUCGCUCUGAUUUCGCACAAAAGUGGCAUUGUUAUGGGUGACAGAUUCUCCGCAAGGUCAUCGUCCCAGGCCGCUCUCCUAGAGGUUAAAAAUUCAAACAURCGCUCCAGGUAUAGCUUCACAGAAUUGUUGGAAUUGCUGUAUUCAUUGGUUUUGAGCAAGCACUGCAUCGCAAGACAUUCUACCGCGGCCAGUUUGAGGUCGCGCGGGUGCCUUCCUGUCGACAAAAAGCUAGAGAUCCGUGACACGUGCUCAUCGUGCAUUGUCAUAUCUCGAUUGGACUCGCUCGAGAGGAGAUACGCCAAACUCCGCAUCAAUUCGCAGGACCAUCGCCUCGAUGCACGUCCCUCCCUGCYGUGGUGUUUUUUACGCA
Molecule: messenger RNA, 3415 nt
Organism: Pseudo-nitzschia multistriata
Lineage: Eukaryota; Bacillariophyta; Bacillariophyceae; Bacillariales; Bacillariaceae
Source: the annotation of a GenBank genome assembly